GAGCAGAGGCUUUUAAGUUUGUUUCAUUAAAUCUCGUGCCCAGCGUCAGGAGGCCGGAAGUUGCCUCUCCGGACUUGCAACCUCUCGGGCCUUGGGGUUGGCGAAUCGGCCCGUCCACCUUAGGGGGGUCUCGGGGAGACCCUCCCUGGAUGGUUCCUAGAGAGCUGCGCGGAGGCGGGAAGCUGGGCUGGUCCCCGGAAAGGCGAGGCCUGUUCCUCUGAACUUUUGGCACGGCCUUUGAUCUGCCCACGGCUAUUCCGGUCCUGUAUGGCACAUUCAGGUUUGGUUUGGUGCAUUUCUCCAUCCGGUGCAUUAAAGACAGGUUCUCCUUGUGUACAUUGCGAAAGAUUCCGUAGAGUACUUACCUAUGAAUGAAAUUGCUGGAUCGACAGGAAUUCCUUCACAUGGCUCCUGAAGACGUGACAAUUACAGUUCGCCUCAUUCGGUCGUUUGAGCAUCGCAAUUUCAAACCUAUAGUAUAUCGCGGAGUUAAUUUGGACCAAACUGUAAAGGAAUUUAUGGUAUUUCUGAAGCAUGAUGUCUCUUUAAGGACCAGCCUGCCACCGCCAUUCAGAAAUUAUAAAUAUGAUAAACUCAAGAUUAUUCAUCAAGCAUAUAAAUCAAAGACAAAUGAACUCGUGUUGAGUUUGGAAGAUGAUGACAAGCUCUUGUUAAAAGACAACAGCACGAUGAAAGCAGCUGGAAUUGCCAAUGAAACUGAGAUUGCAUUCUUCUGUGAAGAAGAUUAUAAGAACUACAAAGCUAAUCCCAUUUCAUCCUGGUGAAGACUUCAUGCAGACUUCCUUUUUGCACUCCUGCAUUUCUACUUAGAGCAACUCUUACUGACUGUUCCAGCCAUCAAUGCCAUCUUUUAACUCAAGAAGUAUGUCAAACACACCACCAUCCAUAGAACUGAAUUGUGUGUAUUUUAGGGAGGUUUUAUGGUGUAAGAGGGUUACUUCUUUUCUUCUUUUCAUAUCUCAGCCUUUACAAAUAACCUUGCUGAAAUGUUUUUUCUGGAGCAGUGUUUCCUGAAUUUGGGAGCAAACUAUAAUAGAAUCAAACUCAUUUAUUUGGAGAGAGGAGGUAGCAGGGUGUUUGUACUUCUUGGAGAAAAGUGUUCAUUGAGAACAAGUCCACAUCCUGGAAGAUAACAUUCUUUCACAAUAAUACUAUAUCUUUGGUUCCUGAUAAUGGCUGACAAUCAGCACCUGAGAGCUCAGUAGUUGCCAAGAGGCCUCUCAACCAGCUUGUACUAAUCAGGUCUCCUGGAGAGGUUAGUUGCUCUAGAAUUACUCCUGAGCCCUUAACAAGUGUCACUAGGACAGAUUGGUCUCACUGUAGGAGAGUCUCACUUGAGAUAAGUCAAGGCCAAAAAUCUGAUUACCAUGAUCAGAACAUUCUUUGCUUUGUUGAAAGAUUUAAUAGAACCUUCUUUAAAACAAAUCCUGUUUAUUUAAUUCAUAUUUUCAUUCAUUAAACAAAGUGCUGAAUGCACAGUUGUCAUAGGAAAUAAAGAAUAAAGGCAUAUAAAGAAUAAUAAAAGUAAUAAAGCAUAAAAUAAGACAGUUUUUGCCCUGUGUAGUGGGAAAAGAUACAUAAGCAAGUAAUUUUAAUGUAAUAGUGAAAACUGCUCUGGGAGCACUGAAGAUAGCGUAAUUAAUUCUCUGUGGCGAUUUAGAACUCUUAUUUUGUUUGUUUGUUUUUAAGAGAUGCCCAGUUGAGCUGUGUCUUAAAGGUUAAAUAGGAAUUUUUGCUUAUUUAGAGAAGCAAAGGGAAGGGAAGGUAGAGAAGAGAGGGAACGCACCCAGGGUUUUUGGUAAAGUACGAAUUUCAGUGAACUGGAGUGCAAAGUAUGUGGACUAGAGUGGAGGAAAAGUAGGCCAUCAAGGUAGAUUAUAUAAAGGGCCUCAUAAGUCAUGCUGAGAAUCGGGAACUUUUUCUCAUAGGUAGCUGGGAGCCAGUGGAAGGGUUUAAGCAGGUAAGUUUCAUGACCAAAUUUGUAUUUGAGACAAUGAGUUUUGACAGCAGCUUCCAGGUGGCAGGAAGAGUGGAAGACCCUUGUCAUAGACCAGGUGGAGAAUAGAAGUCCUGACUUAAGGUCGUGACUGAGGGAAGCAGCAGAGGGGAGCGUUGUUGGGAUAGUUAGUAACAUUUGAUCACGCAGUAGGUGGCAAGCAUUGUGGUAGAUGCUAUGCAUGUGUUACCCUACUCUUUACCCUUGAGAGUCUCAUGUCUAUGUUAUAGAUGAGGAAAUCUGGGCCCAGAGAAGCAAAGUAAUUCACCCAAGACAAGGUGGUGGUAAAUCCUGACCGUCGUCUGUUCCACCCCAUGGCCCCCCAGUAGAGGUGUGAGGUGGGGUGACUCGUGGACUCUUUGGGACUUGGCGAAUGCCUGGGUGUGGAGAGUAUAGAAGAGCAAAGGCUUCAAGGCUCAUUGCUGGAGUGAUGGAUUGAUGGUGGCAGCAUUAGCCCAAACAGGAAAUUCAGCAAGUAGAAGAACAGGUUAAAAUAUAUUUCAUUUGUUCCUUUUGCAAAUACCCAAUUUACAUACCAGGUUUUCUUUUUUAUGUAAAAGUAAACAGAUCUUUACCUUUCCAUUUUCUUCUUAACAAGCAAUGUAAAAAUAUGUACAUCAAUCCCUUUUUUGGUGUGUGCAUAUUCUCCUUGUAUAAAAGUGACUUAUAGGCUAUUUUCCUUAUAAACACAGAUAUAAUGACUAAAAAGGGCUUUUACCAGGAAUGGAAAAUCAGUUCAAAAGUAGAAAAACUAUCAGUGUAAUUCACAAAAUCAAUAGAUUAAAGGAGAAAAAAAUUAUGCUUAUCUCACUAAAUGUCAAAAAAAGCAUUUGAUGAUAUUCAGACUCAUGCAUGAAUAAAAGCUAGCAGUAGAAAAGGAUGCCAUUAACUUGAUGAAGACCACCCACCAAAAAAAUCUACUUAAUGGAGAAGUGCUUGAACCAACCUGCUAGAUAUGCACCUGACAAGAGUGACCACACAGUACUAAUGAGUUUGGUUUUGCAGGUUUCAUUGCAGCCCAUUCAGUAACAGAAGCAAAGCAAUAAGCACACAUAUUGAAAAGAAAGAGACGGAACAUUCAUUUGCAGACAUAUGAUCACAAGAGAAUCAACUGACACAUUAUUAGAACUAAUAAGAGAUGACAGGUGUGCUGGAUGAUGAACUAAAAUGAAACAUGCACAAAACUGUAAAAUAUUAUUAGAGGACAUAAAAGACCUAAACAAGAGAUAUUAUCUGCUCUUAGUUGGAAGAUUCAGUGUCUUAAGGAUGUUGGUUUGCAUCUAAUCUGUAAUAUAGUGUGAUCUCAAUCAGAAUCCCAAAAGAUUUAUCAUGGGACUUGAGAGGCUGAUUUAAAAAUUCCUUUAGAAAAGUAAAUGUGCAAGAAUAACCAAGAUCAGCUUGGAAAAUCAAAAAGGAGGGUGGAUUGCUUACCACAUACCAAAAUAUAUCUUAAAGCUGUAGUCAUCAAAACAGCGCAGUAUGGCUACAGAAAUAGAUAAACAUAUCAAGGAAAUGGACCAGAGUAGAGAAUUGACUCAUGUAUAUGGACAUUUAGUAUAUAAUAAAAGUAGUGUUUGUAAUCAAUGGAGAAAAGAAGGGAUAUUUAGCACAUGACUGAUCCUUGAAAAUGAUGAAUUUCAGGAGGAUUAAACAAAUAACUAAACGCGAAAAACAAAAUGACUUCUUGUUAGCAGAAAAUAGGGAUUUUGCAUAGGACCUUGGGGUAAAGGAGCCUCCCUAAAAGGCAAAAUACAAAUACUGUGAUGUGUUAAAUUUGCAUAUCAAAAUGAAAAAUUGAAUUGCAAAAAACCGUAAAUAAAUGUUGAAAGACAAGUAAAGACCUGGAGAAAUUCCUUGCAUUCAUAAAAUAUACAAAGAAUUGGCUUUCAGAAUAUAUAAACUCUCACAAAUCAACUCUCACAAAUCAACUGUCACAGAAUAUAUAAACUCUCACAAAUCAACAAGAAAAGGAAAAACGUACAACAAAAAUGGGCGCAUUUUGUAAAGGGGAAAUUAGUAGAAAAGGACACAAAUAUGGCUUAUGAACAUGUGAAAAGAUGGACAUCCCAUUUAAAAAAAAAUCAGAUUGAAACCAGCCAUUUUCAUUCAUUAAAUUGG
Molecule: messenger RNA, 4135 nt
Organism: Choloepus didactylus (southern two-toed sloth)
Lineage: Eukaryota; Metazoa; Chordata; Mammalia; Pilosa; Megalonychidae
Gene: C9H2orf76
Product: chromosome 9 C2orf76 homolog
Exons: 8
Coding region: 372-785 (137 amino acids)
Source: RefSeq, a predicted model, not a curated record